GGACUGAGCGACAAUGGAGAGAUCUUGCGCACUGCCUUUCUCUCCUGCCUUUCACAGAGAAAGGACUGCGAAAGAUGCAGGAUUGUUUUGAAUGUUAUGGUGACAAAUUAAGUGACGAUGACGUAUACAACUCCUUCGUAAACACAGUGGCAAAGAUGCGUCGAGGAGCAAAGCCUGAACUUAAGGUACAAACAUCCAUUUCUGUGGAUGGGAAUUUUUUUUUUUUUUUUUUUACAUUUACUUAUUAAAUCAAUGGUUUGGGUGCUGACUGGAAUUUUUGCGGCCUGGGGGGAAAAGCAGGAGGUUGUAGGUGGCAAGAGACUGGAUGUAUGAAUAGUUCUGGGCUAGGUCGAUUUGUUCGUGUUCCUACUUAAUGUGUCUGUUUUUUCUUUCUUUUUUUGUUUUUUCCCCAAUCUGUGCUGUAGACUCUGAUAGAUGAGUUUGAACAAAAGCUGCACAAGUGUCAUAAUAAAGGUCUGGAGAAUAUGGAGAGUGAGGAACCUCAAGAAGAAAAUUCAGAAGGCCAUCCUCCACAGCCUGCCAGGAAAAAUCCUCCUGGUAAGUCUGGUCUUGUUGGUGGUUGAAAUGUAAUGUGCUUUGUGCAGUAACUGCCGUGUGCUCCAGUACUUGUGGGUACAAGAGUCAGACUGGGGUCAUGAAAUGGUCACAUGGUAUGGUGUGUAGAAAUAGGAAACUAAAGUGAAGCCUUGGGUUAUGUAACUGAAAGCUUUUCUUUCACUAUCCUGCUCUUUAUUUAUGCACGGUCAGCAAAGAGACAGCCGCUUUCCUCCAUCAACUCUGUACAGAAACCUAAAAAUGAAGAUGAUUUUCAGACGCCAAAGCAUCAUCCGCGCAGGAACCCUCGCAAGACUGUGGUUGUAACGUUCUCCAGUGAUGAAGAGUCUGGUAAGUGACAUUUGUGUGUGUGUGUAAAAUAAAAAAAUAAACUUUAAAAAUCCCAAAUCAAAGUCUAAGAGAAAAGGUCUACUUUUUUUUUUAUAUAUUUUUUAAUUUUUUUUUUUUAUAUUCUCUAGAUAUGGAAGCCGAGCUGAGUGAUGCGGAGACCCCAAAAAACCCAACACCCAUUAGACGUACUUCUGCUCGAUCACGUGCCAAGUGAUCUACGUUGAAUGCUUUUUAUGUUUUUUAAUGUUUUUAUUCCUGUUUGAAAACUGAGUAUUUUUAUCUUAAAUAUUAAAU
This is a messenger RNA of Pelobates cultripes (western spadefoot toad), 1200 nucleotides long. The record is from the annotation of a GenBank genome assembly. Lineage: Eukaryota; Metazoa; Chordata; Amphibia; Anura; Pelobatidae.